CGCGGCGGCUCCGCCAGGCGCUCGCUGCCCGGUGGAUCAGGAGGCGCUGCCCCGGUGACCGGAGGUCGGGAUGGGCCGGCGCUCCUCGGACACGGAGGAGGAGGGCAGGAGCCGCAGGAAGAAGAAGCACCGGCGGCGCUCCUCCUCCAGCAGCUCCUCGGACAGCCGCGCCUACGGCCGCAAAAAGUCGGGCCGGAAAUCCAGGUCCAGGUCGCGCUCCCGGGAUCUCCCGUCCUGGUCCCACUCCUAUGAGAAAAGGCGCAGACACAGAUCCAGCAGCAGCUCCUCCUACGGCUCCAGGAGGAAGCGCAGCCGCUCCCGGGGCAGAGGCAAAUCCUACAGAUCCCAAAGGUCCAGGUCAAAGAGCAGGACCAGGAGGUCGCGGUCGCGGGCACGGCAGCGCUCCUACAGCCGCAGCAGCGAGAGGUCCGGCCACAGGAGAACGCCCAGCGGGUCCCGGGAGCGCCGCAAGGGCAGGGACAAGGACAAGGACAAAGCCAAGGACAAGGGCAAAGGGAAGGAGAAGGAGACCCACGGCACCAAGGCUGGGGACUCUGCAAACAUCAAAGCUGGAUUAGAACAUCUGACUCCUGCUGAACAGGCCAAGGCCAGGCUGCAGCUGGUUCUGGAGGCAGCUGCCAAAGCAGACGAAGCGUUGAAGGCCAAGGAGAGAAGUGAAGAAGAAGCCAAGAGAAGAAAGGAAGAAGACCAAGCCACCCUCCUGGACCAGGUGAAGCGAGUGAAGGAGAUCGAAGCCAUCGAGAGCGACGCCUUCGUCCCUCAGACCUUCAGGUCCAGCAAAGAGGUCAAAAAGUCAGCAGAACCUGCUGAGCCCCACCAGGAGCCUGUGAAUGUGGGAGCAGGAGCCUCUGAGGCAGCUGCUGCUGAGAAGGAGCCUCCAGCUGCCAACAUCCCCACUGCCAUCAAGUACCAGGAUGACAAUUCCUUGGCACACCCAAAUCUGUUCAUGGAGAAGGCAGAGGCUGAGGAGAAGUGGUUCCAGAGGCUGGUGGCUCUGCGCCAGGAGAGGCUGAUGGGGAGCCCCGUGGCCUGACAGCCCCCAGGACAUCCCAGGCCCUUCCCCACCUUGGGAACUCCACACUCUGCUCCUCUUCUUGUCUCCUAGAGGAGAUUUCAGUGAGCUGGGCAGCCAGGGAGGGUUUCACCUGGAAAACCAGGAAUGUCCUGCCCUGCUCCACCUGGAUAACUGGGAAUGUUCUCUCCUGGUUCCCCUGAAUAACCAGGAGUCUUCUGUCUUGGUUCCCCUGGAUAACCAGGAAUGUUCUCUCCUGGUUCCCCUGAAUGACCAGGAAUGUCCUGUCCUGCUCCACCUGGAGAAUCAAGAAUGCCCUUGCCUGCUCCACCUGGGUAACUGGGAAUAUUCUGUCCUGGUUCCCCUGGAUAACCAGGAAUGUUCUCUCCUGGUUCCCCUGAAUAACUGGGAAUGUCCUGCCCUGCUCCACCUGGGUAACUGGGUGUGUUCUGUCCUGGUUCCCCUGACUAAGCAGAAAUCUUCUCUCUUGGUUCCCUUGGAUAACCAGGAAUAUUCUCUCCUUUUUCCCCUGGCAAACCAGGAAUGUCCUCUCCUGGUUCCCCUGAAUAACCAGGGAUGUCCUGCCCUGGUUCUCUCCAAGCUCAGUGCUGGAGAUGGGCAGGGCAGCACAGCCAGGGGCAUUUCCUUUUUUUUUAGAGGGAAUUCCUCAGGUGAGGAGCACCUGGCAGCCCAUCAAAUAUCAUUUUAUCCCUCCCAGUGGAAUAUCAUUUUAUCCCUCCCAUUGAAAUAUCAUUUUAUCCCUCCCAAUGGAAUAUAAUUUAUCCCUCCCAAUCCAGAAGGUUUCCCAGGGCCAGGUGGGAGCUGGGACAGUGAGGGAUGUGUGGAGCCAUCCCAGGCCAUCCCUGUGCUCCCCUGCAGAGGAUCCAGGCUCCAUCCCUGCCAUCCCUCCCUCCUGGGCAGGGAAUCCUCUCCCUGGAUGUGUUCAUCCCUCUGCUCCCACUUCUCACUCUGGGGGAAUGCUCCACGUUUCCUUGAGCAUCUGCCACUCCUGCAGCUCCAGAUGGGGAAUUUGAUCAGCUCAUCAUUUCUGGAAUUACCAAAUGAUGGAAUUACCACACACCUGCUUCUGGGCAGGGGCUGUUCCCAGCCCGUGGACUUCCCUUGGGCCAGGGGGAUUUCAGAUAAUCAAAGUUUAGUCUGAACAUCUCAAUUUAGCCUGGACAAACUUCCACAAAAAGCUGCCCAUCAUCCAUCUGAGUGCAGGAAAUCAACCAAAUCAAAUCAAUAAAGUACAAAAGUGUUUCUUCAGCAAGGCUGGGAGGAAAUGGUCACAUAAGGAGAGGAGAAAGCUGAGCCCCAGCUCUGGGUGUGCUCCCUGGAGCUGCCCUGCACCACCAUUCCCCUGGGAUUUUUGGGGUUAUUCCUCCUGGUUCUCACAUCUGUGGUGACAAAAAAUGGAGGCUGACUCUGCAAAUGGACUUUGGUUGUUUUAUUUUUUGUUUUAGAUCCUGGAUGUAAAAAAAAAAUGUGUUGAAUUUGCAUUCUGACAUUUUUACUUCCUUUAUGAAGUGUUAGUUUGACUCUAUCCUGCAUCAAAAUAGCCCAAGACCUUGUCUGCAGGAAAAAGUGGGAAAAAUUUUGUUUCCCUUGUUUCAUUUCAGCAUUUUUAAAUGGUAAUAUUUGUCAUUGCUGCGUUUUCUCAUCACCUUUUAUGUUUCUUUCAUAGAAAAUAAAAACUGUUUGAUGCCCAUGGAA
Molecule: messenger RNA, 2749 nt
Organism: Melospiza melodia melodia
Lineage: Eukaryota; Metazoa; Chordata; Aves; Passeriformes; Passerellidae
Gene: RSRC1
Product: arginine and serine rich coiled-coil 1
Exons: 11
Coding region: 71-1054 (327 amino acids)
Biological process (GO): alternative mRNA splicing, via spliceosome
Cellular component (GO): nucleus; cytoplasm
Source: RefSeq, a predicted model, not a curated record